Messenger RNA from Mytilus trossulus (common blue mussel), 449 nucleotides. RefSeq lists its product as uncharacterized. The record is from RefSeq and is a predicted model, not a curated record. The transcript is spliced from 5 exons. Bases 125 to 427 code for a protein of 100 amino acids. Lineage: Eukaryota; Metazoa; Mollusca; Bivalvia; Mytilida; Mytilidae.
AUAUGAAAGAUUGUGACGUUACGUGUACAAAAGAAAACAAAGAACUUCGAACUCAACAAAAUGCUGACUUGCAAUAUUUUAACUUAUAACUUAUGAAACACAUUGGUAGUUUUAGGUCCAUAAAAUGAAUGUUGAUAACAAUCAACACUGUUCACUAUUAUGUAUGCUGUUUGGAACAUUUCCAUGGACAUCUAGUAUUUUUAAAGUUCUCGCUUUGAUUGUCACAUGCGUGGUGCUACAUGUAUUGUGGAAAAGAAGAAAAACAGUACGUCAAUGGGAUGUGUUAAUCUUCUAUGAACCCCUGGAGGAUCCAUGGGAAGAACUUGUAGGAAAUCCAUUUGAUAAUCAAAAAGCUGUGAUCGACAACGAAACGACAAUGAUGACAAAGAAAGCUGACUUUUAUGUUCAACAUUAUUCAUAUUUCUGAUAAUAAAGUUUACGUUAUUUGA